GCCUUCGGGGCUUCGGGUCGGCGCUUCCGAUCCCAGCCGGAGCUGAAGUCGCCGCACGGCGGUGUCAAUGCGCGCCGCGACGGUCAGAAACGGGGUGAAAAAGCGGCGCUCGGAGCGCGGCGGGGCGGCGGUUCCGGAGGACUCCGCGCCACGUGGGUUCCAUUUAACCGCACGACUCCGAUGCGCCUUGUUGCACGCUUUAUUGAAGCCCUGAGGAGCUGCCAGCCACCAACUAAAGACUCCAAGAGACUCAGUAUGGCCAACGGGAGCUGGGCCACAGAUCGAGAACAGCUCCUGAGGAGGGUGCAGGACCUGGAGGAGGAGGUGAAGCAGCUGCAGGAGAAGCUGUCGGAGGGCAAGGAGGGCACUGCAGUGAAGGACACCCCUUCAACCUCCAGGAAAUCCAAGAAGCAGCAGCAGCGGCCAUUUGAUUUCAGUGCCCACGGCCGCAGGCACGUGGCUCUGAGGAUCGCCUACCUCGGCUGGGGGUACCAAGGCUUUGCCAGCCAGGAGAACACCAGCAACACGAUUGAAGAGAAGCUGUUUGAAGCCCUGAAGAAGACACGGCUGGUAGAUAGCAGGCAGACCUCCAACUAUCACCGCUGUGGGCGGACAGACAAAGGAGUCAGUGCCUUUGGACAGGUGAUUUCCCUAGAUCUUCGCUCUAACCUCUCGGAGGAAAGGAAACUAAAUGGCUGCACGGGUGACUCGGAGGGAAGAAGCAGUAAAUCCGAGGAAGAGCUGCGCUACACCCACAUCCUGAACAGGGUGCUCCCACCUGACAUCCGUGUGCUGGCCUGGGCCCCCGUGGAGCCAGACUUCAGCGCCCGGUUCAGCUGUCUCAAGAGGACCUACCGCUACUUCUUCCCCUGCGCAGGCCUGGACGUGGCCCUCAUGCAGGCUGCAGCCCAGCGCUACGUGGGGACGCACGACUUCCGGAACCUCUGCAAAAUGGACGUGGCCAAUGGCGUCAUCAACUUCCAGAGAACAAUUCUCAGCGCCCAGGUAACGUGGGUGGAUGGGGGAGCUGAAGGUGGCCUGCAGGACCCUUUCCGGCUGUGCCAGUUCGAGGUGACAGGACAGGCAUUCCUCUACCACCAAGUGCGCUGCAUGAUGGCCAUCCUCUUCCUGAUUGGACAGAGGAUGGAGGGCCCAGAGAUCAUCGAUGAGCUGCUGGAUGUGGAGAAGAACCCUCGAAAACCACAGUACAGUAUGGCUGUGGAGUUCCCCCUGGUCCUGUAUGACUGUGAGUUUGAGAACAUCCAGUGGCAUUAUGACCGGGAAGUGCAGGAGUUCAACGUUACCCACCUGCAGCAGCUCUGGGCCAGCUACGCCGUCAAGACUCAAGUGCUGCACAACAUGUUACAAGGUCUGGACGCUGCUCCCGUGGCUGCAGGGAAAGACCCAGGGAACGCCGCCCCUGUGCUCUGGGGAGACCUGAAGCCUCCAGUGCACAACCAGGCCAGCAGCUUUGUGGAAGGCGUCCGCGCUCGCGCCUACAAACCGCUGCUGGAGCGGCCGCGGUGCGAGGGGCUGGAGUCCCGCAUCCAGCAGUGCCUGCGCAGGGGCCGCGGCCAGGCCGAGCGGGCGGCCAAACGGCUGCGCACGGGGGAGGGGCCGGGGGGGGGGCUCCUGAAGGGCCGCCUUUUGCGCGGAAUAGCGGUGCUGCGUUACGGCCUGCGGGGGGGCAGCGCGGGGCCGGGCCUGGGGCACCGAGGGUUGUCGGGGUACGAUGAAGCGAGACGCGACGUGAGCGCGGCAUGA
Messenger RNA from Lagopus leucura (white-tailed ptarmigan), 1764 nucleotides. It is a transcript of the gene PUS3, whose product is annotated as pseudouridine synthase 3. Gene Ontology annotation, molecular function: pseudouridine synthase activity; RNA binding. The transcript is spliced from 6 exons. Gene Ontology annotation, cellular component: cytoplasm; nucleus. Lineage: Eukaryota; Metazoa; Chordata; Aves; Galliformes; Phasianidae. The record is from RefSeq and is a predicted model, not a curated record. Bases 181 to 1764 code for a protein of 527 amino acids. Gene Ontology annotation, biological process: tRNA pseudouridine synthesis; mRNA pseudouridine synthesis.